AUGGCCAGCACAAGUAGAGAGCUCUUUGGAGGAGCCAUCACCUCUCAGCUACCGCAGGGGCUGAUAGAUGCAUCUGACCUGCGUCAAAUCCCAGAUAAUCAAGAGGUCCUCCUCUUCCCCGGGUCAGAUGUCACUUGCGUUGUUGAAGUGCUAGAGACGGUCACAGAGGGUCAAGCGGGAAGCAAUACUGAGGAAGCCAUACGCUUCCACUUCUCCUCGCUAGCGCACGACAAUGAGGCCGAGACAUCCGAGGUCCUCAGGAUAGAGUCUCUCGGAGGUCAGAGCUUGUCAGAAGAGGUCACAGAGGGCACGCCGUCCCCCACUUAUCUCACGGGUCUUCAACGGGUGCGGAAGUUCAACAAGCACGACUCGCCUCUGGAUCUGGUCCUGAUCCACCUCGCCCUCUGGCGCCUGGCACCAAAGAGGCCCGUGGACCUAGUCAUGAGCUGGAAUGAGCCCCUAGCCCUGGGAAAGGAGGCGACAGAGCAAGGGCACGGUGAUGCUAGUGCGAUGGGUGAUGCCUCUAUCAGGGACAAGUUCAAGCAAGCGGCCACCUCGUUACGCAUCGAAGACUGGGGACUCUUCGCAUGAUGGCCAGAUGCCAUCAUCGUCAUCGCCUUCAGGGUCAUCAUCGUCGUCAUCAUCAUUGGACUGACAGCAGUCACGAAAAUCAUGUGGAGAAGUGUGGGAUAAAAUGUGGAGAAGGGUGGGAUAAAAUGCUGAUGAAAAAAGGAGGACCACACAUACAAUGAUGGAGCAAUGCGGCGACGUGGGCAAGGUUGCCAGGGGCGCUCGAGGCACACCUCACAGCAUACCACCAAGGUUCUUGGUGUAUGCCAUCGGCUUGACUCCCUGGGGCGGCACGGCCUCGUACCUGGUGAAGCGCAUGGUGCCCUGCGCAUCGAUUCUUGCAAAGGCACCCUUGUUGUCUCCAACUCCACAGUAGGCAGGAGCGGAGAAGAUGGUAACAC
Messenger RNA from Microstroma glucosiphilum, 971 nucleotides. RefSeq names its product Mog1p/PsbP-like protein. The transcript has 3 exons. NCBI's taxonomy places the organism in Eukaryota, Fungi, Basidiomycota, Exobasidiomycetes, Microstromatales, Microstromataceae. Gene Ontology annotation, biological process: protein import into nucleus. The record is from RefSeq and is a predicted model, not a curated record. Gene Ontology annotation, molecular function: small GTPase binding; guanyl-nucleotide exchange factor activity. Bases 1 to 591 code for a protein of 196 amino acids. Gene Ontology annotation, cellular component: nucleus.